Messenger RNA from Tribolium madens (black flour beetle), 1526 nucleotides. RefSeq lists its product as uncharacterized. The coding region runs from base 251 to 1498 and encodes 415 amino acids. The record is from RefSeq and is a predicted model, not a curated record. The transcript is spliced from 4 exons. Lineage: Eukaryota; Metazoa; Arthropoda; Insecta; Coleoptera; Tenebrionidae.
UCACAACUUGGGGAGCCAACAUUCACAAUUUCUCUUUUUCAUAAUGUUACAAAUUUACAAAAUAUCAGCUAUAUUUUAUUUCAGAUUUUUCAGUAAUGAUUUUUUUUUUGUUUUCUAAAACAUCAAGCAUGUUGAAGUCUCCUGUCACACUAAAUCGCAUUUAUUGAAACUUUUGUUGUUUUUGUCAGACAUGUGUUUGCAAAUUCCGCCCCAAAUAUUUUUUUCUUGAGUAAAAAAUGAAAAAUUAGCAAUGCGUGUGAACUGGAAACCCCUUUUGAGUCUCGGGUGCGUGUUUUGGGGCUUCAUUUACCUCACCGACUUGCUGGGGGACUCGACAUGGAAGCGCUGCUCCCACUCUUUCGAGGACAUCCUCAACGGCCAAUUCCGGGAACUCAGCAAAAAACACCGAAGCAAUUUCGAAACUCCUGAAACUGCGACAAAACUAAACUGGCCGAUUUUGCUCUGGAACGUCUGCGCCUUUUUGUGCUCUUUGGUGUUUUGCUCAGUGGUCAAGUCGAUGUCUUGGGUGGUGUGGCGAGUGUUCAAAAUCUACAACGUUUUCAGGAAUCGCCAAGUGUUGACGAAUCGCCUGAAAGUGGCUGAAAGCGAGUCGAGUCCUGAGCCGCUGAAGGAGCAAAUCAAGCGCGAAAUGGAGGAGUUGGAGAAGGAGAAGAAGGAGUUGUCCCAACAGCUGGUGUUGGCCCAGAAGGAGAAUCUAAGUGCAAGACAACAGAUCGAGGAGUACAAAUUGGAGACUUUCAUGAUGAAGGAGAAGUUGGCCCGAACUGCGAGCACGCUGAAAGAAAACCUGAAAUACAAGGACUACGCCAGCGCCAACCAAGAAGUAAUUUCGCGAAAAGCGCACAAUUUGGAGCUGCAUUUGAAGGAAAUCAGCCGGGAUAGGGACCUCCUCAGGAGCAAAUUGGCCACUCUUGAGAAAAACUACUCGAAACUCGAGGAAAAACUAAAAUUGUAUGAGAAACAAGACAGUGAAAGCAACCUCGAGCAACUACCAGAGAAGGAUGUUGCGAGUAAACCACUCACUGAACAAUCGGAGAUUUCUACUUCUGAUCCUCCCGCUGAUAUCUGUAAUUUUCAAAAGAAAAUUAUGGAGUUGCAAAAAAGUAUUGGGACUUUUGAACCGACCAAAGUCGAGUUUGAGGCCAAUAGUAAAAUUUCAGUGGAUUUGGACGAGUCGAGUCUUGACACCUCCAAGGAGAACGACUGCGAGGUGUUGCACCAGAAAAAGGCCGAUCUUAAUGUCGUCAAGCAGAAUAUUUUGAACUACAAUGCAUACAAGGCCCAAAUGCUGCGUCCGAAGAUGAAGCUCUCCAACAUCAAAGAGCGCCUAUACUCCCCCACCGACACCACGGGGUCCUCCUCGGACGACAACAGUGGCCCCCAGAGGAUCAUCAGCAGCACCGUCGAGUUCCAAAAUUUCCUCAAGACCUUGAGCGCCAAUAGCAGUAAUUUUAAUUUUAAUAAAACAUGUUUCUGAGACUCAAAUAAACAUCACUUGGAGUAGU